AUGGAUCAUUCGAGAGCGUCGUACGGUCGCCGCAAGGGCAUCCAGAUGGGCAACAUCCUGGGUGACCCCUUCGCGCUGGCCACAAUUUCCAUCGCUAUUCUUGUAUGGCUUCUUGCCUUCGCCGCCCUGAUUGUCGUAUUCGUCGAGACCAAGGAGAAGGAUAGCUUACCCAGUAAUUUCGUCUGGUGGUCUAUCGCCUACGAUUUGUUCGUCAUCUUGGGUGUUUUUACUAUCGUUGCUAGUGAUACAAUCCACACCUACCACGUUGCGCUAACGGCCUACUGCUCCGCUGGCAUGGCUCUGACCAGCAUCGCGGUGAACAGUCUGAUUCACAGCUCAGAGGCUGCGAAACAGGCAUCCGCUGCUGGUUUCAUUCUACUCGCUAUGCUCAUGAUUAUCUGGACCUUCUACUUUGGAUCCACGCCAUCCUCAACCCCCCGAGCUUUCCUUGACUCUUUCGCACUGACCAAAGAGUCCGCCAUCCUGCACCGUCAAACUAUGAGUGGCUAUGGAGGUACUGGCCGCCCUGAAACUUCCAACUCUGUGCAGCCUCCUCAAAUGUACACCUCUGCCCAAUUGAACGGCUUCGAAAACCCAUCCAGCGUUGGAGGCGCAUCUCAAAUGAACCGUGGCUCAGCAGUGCAACCAUACAACCACCCGUCGGGCCAGAUACAAAAGUCUGCAUCGCCCGGUGCUGAUGCCGAGGUCGUACCACCCACCGAAUACCCCUACCGCGCCAAGGCUAUCUACAGCUAUGAAGCCAACCCUGAUGAUGCCAACGAAAUUUCUUUCUCGAAACACGAAGUACUCGAGGUUUCCGAUGUCAGUGGAAGAUGGUGGCAAGCACGUAAAGAGAACGGCGAAACGGGUAUUGCCCCUAGUAACUACCUCAUCUUAUUAUGA
Messenger RNA from Clonostachys rhizophaga, 903 nucleotides. The record is from the annotation of a GenBank genome assembly. NCBI's taxonomy places the organism in Eukaryota, Fungi, Ascomycota, Sordariomycetes, Hypocreales, Bionectriaceae.